UCAUCGUAGGGGAAAUUAAAAAUUUUUGCACAUCUCCCGAAUGAUCGAGUGUUGUGUUGCGUGUACUGAAAAUAAGGAGCUAAAUAACUCAAGGACUAUUAAAACAAUUUCAUUUGUGUUUUUUAAUUUGUUAAUCUUUUCAUGUGUUUAGUUGAGAACUAAUCUAAAGGGGCUAUGAGUACUCUUGGAGAAAUUUGUCUCUUUCACAGAACAUCCAAGGCAAGGCUAUGAAUAGGAACAAGCGGCUAAAAAACACUCACAACUGUUGUUUGUUCCAUUCAUCUGUGUUUAGAGUGAAGAAUCAAUUGCAGAAAGUGUGCGAAAUAGUACACUUUGUACCUACCGGCAAUUGAAAUCCAAUGCUUUGAAAUUCGUCUCUAUUCAGAAUACGCAAGUCACGUAAGCACGUGAACAAAAAUCUGUUUUUUGACUAUCGACUUAAAGUGAUUUUGACGAGCCCAGGUCAUCGUGGGAAAUAAACGUCGCAUUGUACGACAAUGUAUUGAGAAUACCAAGUCAUGGUGCAACUCAAAACUCGGCCGGUAUAUGACCGCAAGUUUUACGCUCACUGCAGCAUUUGAUGAGAACUCCGUGCGGAUGACACCCGCUCAACGCGACCAUGCUACCAAAAUUAAACAUUUAGUCGAAGCUAUCAAAUAUCGCAUACAUCUAUAAUACUUAGGAGUACUUUUCGAAAGCAUCUUCAUCCAAUUGACGAAAGGGGAGGUCCCCAAAUCCCCAUACGAAGCCUCGCAAGGAGGGGGAGGUCUCUCCGAUGGCGGGGAUUCUGAAUGCUGUAGUCGUCGUAGUCUUCGUGAAUCUGGUGACGCGCGUCAGAACGGAGCAAUGCGGGUUGUCUUAUUUCAACACACACCGAGAACCUCGCCGAGGGCUCGACAAACACCGCGUCUUCCUGGAAACAAACUCCCAGCCACACAGUCAGGCAGAUGACUGGCUCUCAAAAGGCACUAAUAUUGAGUUAAGAAACCUUUUAUCUGCAAGGGCAUUCUUCACUGACGAGGAAACACAUCAAAGUGAAAAUUACAAUAGCCAGGAAGAUAGUAAGGAAGAAAUAGACGUGAAAAAUUCUACCGCGCGGAUGAGGAAGAGGAUGAGGACGAAUAAUAGGAUGAUGAUCUUCCAAGACAAGUCCCGAGGGCGGAUCAUUGGGGGAAAAGAAAGUAAACAGGGCGCGUGGCCGUGGCAGGUCUCGGUACAAUUACUUCACCCCCGAUGGGGCAGAGUGGGGCAUUGGUGUGGUGGUGUGCUCAUUGCCCCGCGGUGGGUGGUCACUGCUGCACACUGCAUCAAAAACAAAGCUUUCAAUCUUCCAUACGCUCCCCUAUGGUCCGUGCGCCUCUCGAUAUUCGCUGAUAAUAUUGGCGAGAGAGAAGAAACUUCAACUUUCGAUACCAUUAACAAAAAUUCUACGUACAAACCUGCGAACUUUGAUACCUUUGCUAACGGUAACGACGAUUCAACUUCUCGAGUGGCUGCGAGUCAGGUUAUUUCAAAAGACAACAAAGAGGAUUUUGUUGACGACUUCGAUGAAAAUUCUAAGAUUCACAGUACUUCUCACCUUAAUAGUGAUACUUUUAUAUCGAAUAAAACUAUUGAUUCAAGUCGAAAGCAAGUCAAGUCUCUGGCAACACCAGUGAUGACAAACGAUACUUCAGGACCAAAAAACGAAAUGAAGGCUUCAAGAUUUAAUUCAACUGCGGGAGACUUGACGCAGACGAAAAAAAUCAGUCAAAUAGGGGGAUUUAUAAACGAUAUUCCCUUUGAUCGCCAAUCACAAACUGAUUUUAGAAUUCAAGAAAUCGACGUCAAGAUAGAAAAAAUAUUUAUCCAUGAAAGAUUCCGCAAUUUCAAGCACGACAUCGCGCUCCUGAAGCUAAAAGCCAUACCCACGUCACUGUUCAAAUCAAUCCCGAUCUGCUUGCUGGACGAUCCUUUGCUGCAUAAAUACAACUUUGAAGGAGACCCUUGCACGGCAACUGGUUUUGGUAGCAUUGAAAAUGACGGUACCUUGCAAGUGGACCUCCAGGAGGCAAGUAUGCCUGUUCUGGAUCCCAAGGUCUGCACCGAAGCCUACAAUGUUUCACAUCUCAGUGAAGUCAAAAUCAGCGACGGUCAUUUGUGCGCCGGCUCUCUCGCCGGAACUUCUGGUACCUGCAUUGGCGACUCAGGCGGUCCCCUACAGUGCAACAUGAAGGACGGGCGCUGGUAUCUGGCGGGUGUGACGUCAUUCGGGUCCGGCUGCGCGAAGCCUGGCUUCCCUGAUGUCUUCACGCGCAUCACUUAUUAUCUUCCGUGGAUUAAACAAAAAAUGAGGGCUUUUUGAUAUAUUGUACAAUAUUAAUGCAAU
Hyalella azteca is the source of this 2368-nucleotide messenger RNA. RefSeq lists its product as uncharacterized. The coding region runs from base 776 to 2344 and encodes 522 amino acids. Gene Ontology annotation, molecular function: serine-type endopeptidase activity. Lineage: Eukaryota; Metazoa; Arthropoda; Malacostraca; Amphipoda; Hyalellidae. The record is from RefSeq and is a predicted model, not a curated record. The transcript has 6 exons. Gene Ontology annotation, biological process: proteolysis.